Rhipicephalus microplus (southern cattle tick) is the source of this 5437-nucleotide messenger RNA. Its product is annotated as quinone oxidoreductase-like protein 1. The record is from RefSeq and is a predicted model, not a curated record. Gene Ontology annotation, molecular function: oxidoreductase activity. NCBI's taxonomy places the organism in Eukaryota, Metazoa, Arthropoda, Arachnida, Ixodida, Ixodidae.
CAGCGCAUCCUCGGAGAAACUUCUCAAUGGCGGCAGCCAGGCGGUAGGCAGUACGAGUGACGACACCGAAUCUAAAGCUCCAUUGACGCGCUUGCGAAGCCGCAUGCACCGCAGACGCCCCCUUCGGCGUCUUCAACGUUAGCUGCUCCCCUUUCCCGGUAGCUGCGUGCCGCGUUGUUUACGGUGGCUGGAAAAAGAUCGCGCAGUUCGACGUCGCGUUACCAGCGAUUGGCACUUCGCAAAUUCGGGAUCAUUAGAGAAAUGACGGCUUCAGACCCCUAAAUGACUCCAGCCAUGCAAUCCAAGAAGCAUAUGAAGGCCGUGUUCAAGGAAAUCAAAGAUGGGAAACAAUCGAGGGUCUUCAUGCAGAGUGAUGUGGACAUUCCUAAGAUUGACAAGUAUUCCGUGUUGGUUAGUGUGAAAGCGUGUGGUCUCUCCACCAGUGAUGACAAGGUGUUGAAAGUGCUCUACAAGGACCAGUCCAAGACUAAAUUCCCAAUGUGUCAUGAAAUCGCUGGUGUGGUGGUCGAGGUCGGAGACUGGGUUACAACUGUGGAGCGCGGGGACGAAGUAGUGGGCUUGAUUCCUCUAGACUACAACCAGUCUGGGUGUGCUGAAUACGUACGUUUAAAUGAAUACGAUGUCACCAAGAAGCCACAAGGUGUAAGUUUUGUCGAUGCCGCCGGCUGCAUUGGUGAUGCCGUGAAGGCCUACACGGGCUUGCAUUACCUCGGGCGUCUCACAAGCGGUGAUACUGUUCUAGUCAUGGAUGGAGCAUCUUCGUUUGGAGCUAUCGCCAUUCAGCUGGCUCAGCACUGGGGUGCCAAGGUUAUCACUACUGCAAGCUCAGAUGACGAAGUGCUUUACCUGGAAGGGCUUAAGGGCCAGGUUGCCCGGGUGGUAGACCUUCGCAAGACGGACAAUUUUGUCUCUGGCACCGACUUUCACCCGGCUUACAUGAUUGGCUCUGGCAGCAACAAUAACAACAAUGCCAACAGCAACACCGGUGGAAAUGCCCGUGCACUUUUGCCAGCCUGUAUGCAGGAGUCCGGAGGCCUUGGAAUAGACCUCGUGCUGGACAAUGGCGUGACGCAGUUUGCGGAGACGAGUUACCGCAUUCAGGUGGAGGACACUUAUGACCAUCCGGUGCCAAGCAAGCACGACAUCGUCUCCUGCCUUGCAGUGGGUGGCCGUUGGAUUACUUCCAAGAGUGAUCUCCAGCUGGACCCACCACAUUCCCAGAUGAUGUUCAUGAAGUGUGCCUCAAUCGGAUUCCUUUUUGAGCAAGCUUGGAUCCUGUCGUCGACACAGCAGGGUCGUUACUUGCAUAUCCUGAUGGACAUAAUGGAAAAGGUUUCCAGUGGUGUGAUAAGGCCGAACAUCCACCACACAGUUUCUUUCGAGUCCGUCCCCGACGCUCUCGAGAGCCUUACAGACGAGAGAGUCGGCAAAGUCGUGAUGAAGAUGAAGUGAACGAAGCAGCAUGCUGUCGCCAUGCAGAGGUGUUACGACCCGGUGCCUCUUGCUCGUAAUAUUCUCGCUACCACAGGGGCCCAUUAAGCCCUUUUCUUCGUCUUUCUAGUAGCCAGUAGCUUCAAGACUACCUCUACUUGUUUGUGACGUCUUUUUUUUUUUGUCGGGCAUCAACCCGAGCGGCACUACUGCACUUGCUCUGCUUUUGUCGCCCAUUCCUCGAACACCGUAGUGCUUGCCACCGACGGUGGCCCUAGUUUGCGAUGGCAUUAGAAUUGCACACGUGCGAUACGCUAGCAAAAAGGAAAUGCACACCUUAACUUGCUCAUUUGUGUAGCACAUGUCGUGCGACAUCCUUAUGAUAGAAUAGAAGCGCUUGACUAUGAUGUCUCAAACCCCUUUGCACGAGCUCUUGAGACUAGCUAACUGUUGUUAUAAAUGUUUGGUUUCUGUACAGGAAGUGCAAUGGCAUAGUUUCGGAACAUUCAGAUGACACUUUCUUUGAAAAACAUUUUUGAUGUUUAGGCCCCGCUUAGUUUGUGGCUAGUCAUGGUGGGAUGUUGUGAACGAAUAGCACUGUAUGUACAUGCACUUAAUUGAGUUGUAGCCUGACAAGCCAUUCAAUAUGUAUAUACUCACGAGCACGUUGUAGAGUGAAGUGCAUGUGGUUGCUUCUGUCGUCUGGGCAUUAAGGUGGAGAAUGAGUGAUGGUUUUUGCUGUUGCAUUUAUCGAGCUUGAAAUCUCUGAAACCAGACAAAAGUAUUAUUAGAAAGAAGGCCUUCGUGCAUGUCCACUUUGACUGAAGAGUGAACGUCUGACAAUUCUGGUCUGUCUGUACAUAUGAAGAGCCUGUCCCAGUGUUAUAAACUCUUGGUGACGUACCUAUGUUCUGUUUGAGUAUUUAGAACAGCAUUUUGUUAACUGUUAGGUGUGAGAAAGUACUUCAUAAGCAUCUCCUUUUACAUUAACCUAUCGAUCAGAAUCUUGAACAAAAACAAUGCUUGUGCACUUUAUUUGUGAAUCUUACGAAAAGUACUGACCACCGGUGUGUUGUGUGCUAAACAUUCCUGUGACUGAACAAACUUGAUGUCAUGUUCAAAGAAUGUCGUUUGUUUUCUGCCUGUUGUUUAAAACGCCGUGAGCUAUAAAAGUUAAAGAAACAUGUUUGUCUGUGUGGUGCAUAAAUUUUAGUCUAGGCAGUAGAGCCUUAGCAAUUGGUAAAGGUACUCGGAGUCAUGUGGACAAUUGGCAGAUAUAAAACACAAGUUCUGAACAUGCAUUUUAUGGUGUGAAGGAAAAAAAAAAUCCGAGUUCUCCUGUCUCUCAUUCCCCCUUAGCAGCCAUUGGCAUGUACAUUGAGCACUAUCUUUUAUUGUUCAACAACGCACAGAAGCAAUCUCUCACCGGCGCCACCGUGGACGUCAAAAUGUAAUACUUGUUACACACUACUACUGCGGCCACAAAAGACGAACGGGUGCCGCUAUAAGGAGCUUCGCCUCUAAAAAGAAAGUGGAUACCAAAUUACAAUGUAGUGAACAUGUUUCUUGGUGUGUUGUCAUAGGCAGGAAUAGGGUUCCCCUCUAGGUGGGGCGGGAGGCAAAGGUACGUCGCAGCUCUAUUGUGUCAAUAUAUGGGGCCUUCUAUUGUUACCAUUUGUCAGUGACAAUUUUGUAGUGUGAUAGCAGACAGGUCGAAUCAUGUUAUAAAGGCUAAAUCAUUCCAGUCGCAGUUUUUGAAAUGAGGGGGCUACUGGAAUAAUUGCGAAAGUGGCAUCACUUUAACUAUCAAAUGCUUUUCAUUGCUUGUGAAUGACAUUCAACACAAGAAGGUUUUGCCAUACCCUUUCAUACCUUUGUAUUCUAAAAGUUAUUUUUGUCCAGGUGAUACAGCAUACAUAACUUUUGUGAUAAUUUCAUUGCAAUCCACACAAAGUUUUUAGAUAUGCUGAGCAGGUCACACUAGAAUAGGUCCGUAACGACAGUGCUGUGCAAACUUGAAAAUUUUCCAUGAUCAUAUCCCUUAGACACUGUUGUAGCUAGUAAGUUUCGUACAUAUUUAUCUGCAUUCUCUUCUCUCCUCACAGUCUUCUUGUCAACUAUGGGGCUACCAUUUCUUUUCUAAACACAAAUUUCUAUCACAUCAAUUUCAGAGGUGAGCUAUUUUCACUCGGAUGCUUCUCCUCAAGUUCCCACGCAUUUUUUUUUUCGCAGUGUGGGGCAAUUUAGAAAGCUUAGCGUCGCAGUUAUCGAGAUAGAUGUAACUUUAUACUACUCGUGAUCUCAUAACUGCAUUGUUAACUUCUAUCUAUUCAACUAGCUUUUUUUUUUCAUACAACACGCUAUUUUCUUGCAAGUUAUCGCUUCUUUUAAUUAAGCAUCAAGUAACGUGAUGCUUGCUAGGCACAAAUUUAGAACUAGCAAGGGUCAUCUAACGCUUGUGUAUCCUCUGUGACAAUGAGGCGGCUCUACGAUUGUUCAAAGAACUAUGGAAAACUACAAGUCUUGGUUGAAAAAGUAAACGAAAGAACAAAAAAAAAAAAGAGAGAAUACUUUACAGGCGCAGUUGACUGGGUGUUUCAGAGAGCUCCAUUGGAACUACGGAAGUCGUGUAUAAGGCCAGGCCGCACUGCGGGCUUGAGUCAUCUGCACCGGUGAUAUUGAAGCAAACUGAUCGCUCCUAGGCCCUCUAAAUUCUUGUCACAUAAAAAAGGUAACUUUAGCACGACUUGUGUAAGCACAUCAUCUGGCACUGCUGGAGAAGUACGGAACAGCCAUUUCGGCAUGCCCCCAGACAUUGCAGCAGGAUUGCUGGCGAUUCAUGUUCCUAACCCAUAAUGGCAACAGUGCCAUUAGCAUAAUUGUAACACACUGAACCCUGUAGACACCACUGGUGUUUAUGGUCACAUACACGUGUCAAUUAGGCAUGCCCACGAGCGGUUCUUUAACUUAGCUAGAAUUUGCCUGUGACUAAAUAAAACUUCCGGUUUAGCUUCUUAGCAAAUGUUCUGGUGACAAUAAUGAAAAAGAUGCGACUUGCAUUGUAAUUUGGUAUGCAGCUACUGAGACAUUUGGAAAAUGUGAGCUGCCUAUUUCAAUUCACAAUAUUCAGAAAGAAUGUAGACUGUCUAUAUUUGCCAGGAGUUGCACUAAACUGCAUUAGCAAGCUUCACUUUGAAGAAAGGUAUGAUUUUUUAAAACCAUUGCUAGUGUGAUUGACAACAACAAAAAAAAACCACCUUAUGUUGAAGUUUGUGACUCCAGAAACUACAAUGCUGGUGAUUAGUGAUCAUUGGAAAAAAAAAAGCAUUUUACUCGAAGAAACAGUCAACCAAGUGAAAUUAGUAUUGUACCAACUUGUGGAUCAGUUCACUGCUACUGUACAAGCACUAAGGUUUGACCACUUUACACUGAGAAAAGUUGCGCGAGAUUAAUGGCAUUAGCAAUUAAAAGGUAUCAGCACUUAGCAACACAAAAAGUGCGUAUAAGUAGGCAACACCAACCACAAGCCUAUGCCACGAGGGCACAAAGGGUGACAUCAAGUUGCUUAAUGCCUUAUAGAUAAAUGUCGUUCGCACGGUGCCAAAUGGACAUGCUUAACAUCACAGCUUUAUGCCAUUUAUGGCAUAGUAUAUGCAACUCAUUUGGCUGUUAAGUGCAUACAGCUUCUCCCCGUGUCCACUGGUUACAACUGUGUACAAAUAACAUAUUUCUACAAGAAUGUGUUUUAUUACUGUUUUCAUUGCCGCUUCUUGCAAAUUUAUUACCUGAUCCCAAGUGUCGUGGCUCUCAUCAUUCAAUCGAGAAGCAUGCCUCUGUGCUAAAGCACUCCUCCUGCUGAUACCCAGUAAGUUUUUGUCCUUUGAGUGUCUAACUCAAGAUGGCUUGUUGUUGCACCACUUGAAUAAUAUGUGGUGGAGCCAUUCUAUUGUGUAAAACACUCAUAGAAAUAAGUACGAACCCAUGC